This is a messenger RNA of Megalobrama amblycephala (Wuchang bream), 1327 nucleotides long. RefSeq names its product RAP1A, member of RAS oncogene family b (gene rap1ab). Gene Ontology annotation, biological process: cellular response to cAMP; Rap protein signal transduction; negative regulation of synaptic vesicle exocytosis. The coding region runs from base 1 to 246 and encodes 81 amino acids. Gene Ontology annotation, molecular function: GTP binding; GTPase activity; GDP binding. The record is from RefSeq and is a predicted model, not a curated record. NCBI's taxonomy places the organism in Eukaryota, Metazoa, Chordata, Actinopteri, Cypriniformes, Xenocyprididae. Gene Ontology annotation, cellular component: plasma membrane. The transcript has 4 exons.
AUGCCGUCCCUAGUGCCGAUGAUCCUGGUGGGUAAUAAGUGUGAUCUGGAGGACGAGAGGGUGGUGGGGAAAGAACAGGGGCAAAAUCUGGCCCGGCAGUGGAACAACUGUGCCUUUCUAGAGUCCUCCGCCAAAUCAAAGAUCAACGUCCUUGAUAUCUUUUAUGACUUGGUCAGACAAAUUAACAGGAAAACACCGGUGGAAAAGAAGAAAGCAAAAAAGAAAUCCAAUUGUGUCCUCCUGUAGAGCCAGCAGCAGCUCUGAGCCAGAAUGCUGUAAUGAAGAACUGUUAGCUUGUUUGGAUCAUGCCAGCAUUCCCAUCCUCAAUGAGUGAUUCAAUGGAACAGCUGACUGACUGACUCAAAGCAGCACCGGACAUAGCGAGCGAGAACACCAGUCACAACUCUUUAUUUCUCCUUUAUGUUGGCAGAAAAAUCUGAGGAAAAACUCAAUUUCCCAUAAGCAAUUUCAGUAGAACUGUGAACAGCUCAACAUUUCCCUGACAUUUUUGACUUUUUCCAUCACUGAUCUUGUGGCUGAUGAAGAAAUUAAACUUAUAUUAACAUAAUAGUGAACAUUAACCACCGUAAGACACCUUUUCAGUUGCCACACAAUGAAUCUUAGGACAUAAUACCCCGGAUUCUUCAUCUAUCUUUUAUUUCCUUUUACGUUGAAAAUCUGGUGGCAAUAUUUGAAAUCCUUCGACUUCCUCUAAAAACCCAUGGAUGUUUUUAAAACUUUUUUUUUUUCCCCAUAAACUCUUGAACUCUGUGCUUUUCAGUGGCCUCAUCUGUUGAAAAUGCAAGACGAGAAAUCAGAGUUAACAGUAUUCAUUUGCGCAAUACCCGCAUGUUCAAGGACAUGGAGGAUGACGACGUUCAAUAUCCAGUUAUCAGCAUGACCAUCUUUAAGUGUAGAUGUUGUAAAUGAUGUCUAGUUCAAUUGUUUCCUCUAUAAGUUGUACUUCCAUUCUUGGUACAAUGUGUAAAUGUCUAUAGAUGACAAACAUGUAUAUAAAUAUUGUUUUGCUGACAACUAUGGACACAGUCAUCAGAAAGUACUGCCCCAUUCCCCAAUGUGACAUUUUGUAUUCAGUCACUUGGUUUUCCUAGCUCAUAUAUCAUAUUCUAAUGCCAUUCUAUUUCAUAAAGACUGUUUCAGAAGUAAACAGGCCUUUUAUAGUGUAAAAAGUGGGGGAAGGAACGAUCAAUUUCUAUGCCUAUCAAGACUGAAAUAUAUUGUACUAAACCGACUAUUUCCUCUUGUGUUUUUCUGUCAAAAGAUGUUCUGGCUUUUAAGAUUAUUAAAUUUUAGUACCUUUUCAUUA